AUGUCAACCACGUUAAAAGCGUUAGGCGUAGAAGUCUUAAGUUUCACCAAAUCUCGAUAAGAAGAAGCAGUCCACACCCAGUCUUCCUUAAGAAUUACUCCAUUUCUUCGGAUUGAUUCCGAAACGUUCGAUUGGAGUACGAUCAUUGCCAAGCCUGAACUCAUCUCAAUCAAAGGCAAAAAGCACGAAUCAUAUGUAAAUGCAGAAACUAUGGAAGAAGACUUAUUGUAAGGCGAAGCAUAAUGGCCAUAUGCAGAAAACUCCCUUUACUUGUUUUCCUCAUUGAGUCCUUUUAGGCUGAGUCUGUUGCAGACACUGAGUUCUUAGAAAUUAGUCAACUUUAUGAGAUUAAUUACGAUAAUAAAUGUGGCAGCGGUUUGUGCCUAUGAUUAUCAAUCCAGAAUAGAAUCGGAAGAUUACGAAAGGAAUAGGAUUUGUACAACACUGGAGAUAGUGUGCAACACAUUGUUUGGCUUAGAAUGCUUGGGUUAGAUAAUCGUUUAAGGAUUUGUGUUUGGAAAGAAUACUUAUUUAAAGUCAUGGUGGAAUAUUGCUAAUUUUGCAACAUUCAUAUCCACAUGGGCAAUUUUAGGUCAUAUCAACAGUAGCAAUCAACUCGUCCACAUCUUGAGAGUCAUAAGAAUCUUUAGAGCCCUCAGAUUAAUUCAAGAUUCAAAAACACUAAAGAAAUAGUUGGAUGCCUUCAUAGGUAGUUUUUAAAGACUAGGACCAAUUCUAGUACCAUUAUUGUUUGUUGUUUUGUAUUACAGCAUUAUUGGAUUGCAUUUAUUUAUGGGAGUCACUGAAUAUAGGUGUAGAGAAACACCAGAACCUGAGGAUGGAAAAUGGAUAGCAGUGGAAGACAUAAAGCAUUUGUGUGGAAUAUGGGACUGUCCAGAAGAUACAUAUUGUGGUUCAUUGGCUGAUCAUGGGUUACCCAGAGACUUAUAAGAAAACAGAUAUGAAUAAUUUGGAUUUGGAUUCAUAAGAUUUGAUGAUUUCUUUUACUCCUUAUUUGUUGUCUUCACUUUCCUUACUAUUAUUGGAUGGUCAGGAACAACCUUUAUGUUUUGGAGAGCCAUGACAACAUACGUUACUGCAUUUUAUUUUGUUUCAUUAAUUUUCAUUUUAGCUUACUUGUUAUCCAAUCUACUUUUGGCAUCAUUUUACGAAUCCUUUAUGGUGUUAAGUUCAAUUAAAUAGAAUAAGAAUUCAGACAAUGAGCAAGAAGCUCUAGAGAAUGAGAUCAAGAAGAAGAAGCAAUAAUAGAUGAUGACAAGACUUCAACAAUUGAAUGAUUAGAAGAACAACUAGAAAAGGGUCAAAAAGAGAAAAUACGAAGUCUCACUUUAUUAUGAGGAAGAAGAAUAAGAAAAUGAUAUAUUGGGUGAGAAAUUCAAGAAAUUUCAACAUUUCUCAAAUCUCAUUGUGAAAUCCAACUUGUUUAAUUAUUUGAGUUGUUCGAUGAUUUUAAUCUCUACGAUUGUCAUCAUAUCGGAUCAUCAUUCGAUUUCAGAUGAAAUUUACGAAAAUUUGUUGAUUGUAGAUUUCAUUUGUAUAAUUUAUUUCAUUGUGGAACUAAUCAUAACCAUAUGGGGUAUAGGCAUGGAAUAAUUUAAAGAAAUAAUCGAUAUUUUUGACACUCUUGUCAUACUAUCCUAAUUUAUUUUAAUAGUGGUACUCUUUUUUUUGGAUGAAAAUGUCAUUAUCAAUUAUAAUAAUUACGUCAACUUUGUCAAGGCUUUGAAGAUGCUGAGAUUGAUGAAAUUCCUGUAUAUUGCCAGAAUCUUUUAUUCCAUUAGUGUUUUGGCACGUUGUCUAGUGCAAACCUUAUUGAAAAUUAAGGAUUUGAUUUUCCUUUUUGUUUUCUUGAUCAUCAUUACUUCUCUAUUUGGACAAGAGUUGUUAGCCUAUAAAGUGAGAUUCGAAGAAUUACCCAAUGGGGAAUUAGAGAUUUCACAUUCAAAUGAAGGAAUAUCUGCUCCCAUCAACUAUGAGGGAUUUGGUAAUGCUUUGAUGGCUGCUACAAAUGUGUUUUAUAACGAGGAAUGGCAUAUAACCAUGUUUAUUCAUGCUUAAAAAAUAUGGGUCUCUAUCUUGUAUCACAUCAUCUCUAUCUUGAUGGGUUAAGUGUUAUUUGUGAGACUGUUCCUAGCAGUGUUCUUAAAUGAAUUUUGCUAGCAGUUAAAAAAGAUUGAAUAAGAAAUAAAACCAAUCAAUUUCCUAUUACAUGGUAAAAAGGUUUUAAAUUUUCUCGUUCAAUUCAUUAAAAAAAGAAGACGAUCCAAAAUACAUUCUUAGGCUCAAUUAUAAUAACAGAUCAAUCCUUAGCCCAGAUCAUCAGCCAAUCCAGCCAGAGUCUCAAUGUUUCAUAAUUUAAAUGGAAUUAAAUUAUAAAGAUUACCAGAAAGCACUCAUAAUGAAUUGUUAGAUCAAAAGGUUUAGACCCCUUCCAAUAUAUUUUGUACACUUAUUGGUUUAUAAUUAGCAAACAAGGAAAGUAUGAUAGAUCCAUUAAAGAAAGAAGAUAAGCCUACUGAAAAAAACACAGAUAAAUAAAACCAUCCUGAAGAAGAUCAUAUCCAAGAUCAUAACAUCGAUGAUCAUUAGCAUGAAGAGGAUGUGGAUCAUGAUUCUAGUUAGGAGGACCAUCUAAAAUCCCCAGAUGAACCCUCUCAUCCGGUUUAAGGUAAAAAUAUAAACAAAAGAACCCAAUAAAAGUCUAUAAGGAAGACCAAUUCAGAAAGAACUCUAUUCAUAUUUGCGCCUGAAUCAGAUUUUAGAUAAUUAGUCACUACUCUCGUAACGAAUAUCUACUUCAGAAUAUUCAAUUUCACGUUGAUUCUUUUGACUUGCAUUAGAAUCGCAUUGUUAAGUCCACUGGAAGAUCCAAACUCUGAUCUAUCUUAUGUUCUACAAAUAGGGUACAUCUUUCUAACAGUGUUUUACAUUUUGGUUAUCCUGCUGAAUUGCAUAGCCUUUGGAUUAUACAAAACGGAGAAGUCCUUCUUUAGAUAAUCAGUGUACAAUAUUUUCUCAUUUGCAAUCACCAUAGUUGAUUUAAUAACUUUGAUCUUUGACAUCUAACACCCAUUAAGUAAAUUCAUUACUUCUCUGAGAAUUCUCUAAUUUAUUCAGAUCGGAGCUGUGUUCUCUUAGAAUAUAGCAUAUGCUUAGGCAUCCUUGUUGAAUGCAUUCACUCAAAUGAUUUAAUUAGCUAUUUUCUGCAUAAUUAUAUUGUCGAUCUACGGAAUAUUUGCCCUGAAAAUAUUGAAGGGAACAAUGUAUUAUUGUGAUGCUUAUGAUGCUGAGAAUAAGGAACAUAUAAAAACAUCGACGGAUUGCUAUGAUUACGGGGGAUCAUGGAUAAAUCAGAUAUUGACAUUUGACACUAUAUUUUCAAGCAUCUUGACUCUGUUUUGUGUUGCAACAUCUGAGAAUUGGAUACCCCUCUAAAUUUAAGCUUGGAAUGCUGUGGGGAUUAAUAGACAACCCAUAUCAAGCAACAAUAGAACGUUUUCAGUUUAUUUUUAGAUAUUUUUCUUUUUGGGUUUCCUGUGUUUAUUAAAUAUGUUUAUUGGGUUGAUUGUUAAUGCUUAUUAAGAGGCUAAGAUGAAGGCUUAGAACUUGCAUUUAUUGGAUGAAACUCAGAGAGAAUGGUUUUAGAUUAAGAUGUAAAUUUAUACCAUGAAGCCAUUGGUUAAGUCUUAGAAGCCGGAGAAUGCAUUGAGGAAACUUCUAUUUUUUAUGGUCAAGCAAAAAUAUUUUAAGAUUUUUUGGUUGGUAAUCAUAUUUAGAGCAGAUGAAAAUUACAAAAAUGCUUUGGAUGUCAUCAAUGAUAUAUUUGUGUCUAUUUUUGCUUUUGAAAUCUUGUGUAGAUUCUUUGCUAAAGAAAAGCAUUUAUAUUUCAAAGAUAUAUCUAACAUCGUCGAUAUCAUAGCUAUAUGGUGGGCAAUUGCAAAUCUGUUCAUUAAAAAUAAGGAUGAUUACAACUUCUACUUUAAACGAAUAUCGAAUGCAAUAUCUGUGGCAUAUCAACUACAGCGAAAUUACCGUAUAGUGAAAAGAUUCAAUAAUUUAGAAAAGUUGUUUUCAUCUAUCUUCUCAGUGAUUCCAAAUGCCUUAUCGAUGCUGUUCAUAAUGUUCAUAUUUCUAUUCAUUUACACCACUUUGGGAAUUGAUAUGUUCGCAUUUAUUCGCACAUAGACAAGUUUGAAUGGAUGGGAUUAGCAUUUUCGUAAAUUCUCAACUGCGAUGUUUGCUUUGAUUAAAGUAGCUAGUUCAGAGAGUUGGUGGACAAUCAUGAUUGAUACUCUGCAUGAGUAAUCUCCGAAUUACGCUUGCAAUUACAUGUCAACAUAUGAAGAUUUCUUAGUUUAUGGUUUCAAUGGCUGUGGAACCCCAUACGCCUAUCUAUACUUUAUCUCUUUCCACAUAAUCUUCUCAUUGAUGAUUUUGAAUCUCCUUAUAGCCUCUGUGUUGGUAGCUUAUGAGGAACACGUAAAGAGCGAAGAAUCAGCAGUCAGUAAAUAUUAGUUAAAUGAUGUGCUCUCAUUGUGGAGAAACUAUGAUCCCGAAGGCAAAGGGUUCAUAAAUUAUAAAGACUUCUGGAAAUUGUCAUCAGAAAUAGCCAUUAUAUUUGGAGUGGCUCAAGAUGACCUAUUGGAUGUGAACAAUAAGAAAAACUUUUUGAAGGUGUUGAACAUUCCCAUUUAUGAAUCAAAGGAAUCCAACAUGUUAUGUUACAAAUUUCAUGAUGUGAUCUUAUCAUUGACCAAGAUUUCAGUCACUCUUAAGUAUGGAGUCACAAAUCUCGAACCAACUGAUAAGAUAAUACAAUAGAAGUUGUUGGCUCAAUUGGGGGAUUUGCAACGCAAGGAUCUUAUGAAUUAAUUCACUCCGACCAGUUUUAACAGUGGUGACAUGGUCGCCAUUAUCUAUAUCCAAAAGAAAUUCAGACUCUGGAAAAAGAGAGUGUAGGUAUUGAGAGAAGGAGGAGAUGUUAAGGCUAUUUAUAAUGAAAUGUCAGAUCUUAAGAAUAUGAUUAAGAAGUAGCUGGAACUUGAAGAAUAACAGGAAAAGUAAAACUGA
Molecule: messenger RNA, 5091 nt
Organism: Paramecium tetraurelia
Lineage: Eukaryota; Ciliophora; Oligohymenophorea; Peniculida; Parameciidae
Exons: 7
Biological process (GO): calcium ion import across plasma membrane
Cellular component (GO): membrane; voltage-gated calcium channel complex
Molecular function (GO): high voltage-gated calcium channel activity
Source: RefSeq, a predicted model, not a curated record